Molecule: messenger RNA, 4095 nt
Organism: Fonsecaea multimorphosa CBS 102226
Lineage: Eukaryota; Fungi; Ascomycota; Eurotiomycetes; Chaetothyriales; Herpotrichiellaceae
Exons: 1
Coding region: 1-4095 (1364 amino acids)
Biological process (GO): RNA export from nucleus; transcription-dependent tethering of RNA polymerase II gene DNA at nuclear periphery; protein localization to nuclear inner membrane
Cellular component (GO): nuclear pore; nuclear pore inner ring
Molecular function (GO): structural constituent of nuclear pore
Source: RefSeq, a predicted model, not a curated record
AUGGGCUCUGUAAUUACUCAGACGCCUGUCCGGCCUGUGCCGGGUAUUUGGCCUCAGACUCCUGCCGCGCGCCCUCCGGCAAUACCUGCGCCCUCCUUCCAGUCUCCCGCGACCGCCUCUCGCCCUGCCCUCGCACCAUCUCAGCCUUCGACAAGCCUCAUCACCGCAAAUCCCUCCGAUAUGCCCGUCCAAGCGUCGAUGCGCCCGCCCGAGGCGCUGGAACCCGUUGAAAGAGCUGCGCGCACAAUCAACGAAUCUCUUGCAAGUGAAUCGCGAUUCCCAGAGGUCGACAAUUACCUGUCUCAGGGUUACUCUGCCGAUUAUGACAUCCAGUCUUCGACCACAUGGGCGCCAUUUCAGAGAGCCGGCUUCUACAGGAUUCCCGAUGAGAUAUUCGAGCAGUAUAAUAAUGCGCAGUUGACCACGAGUAUGGGGCUGUUUGCGGAGUUGAAAUAUGCAUGGGCAACAAUCGACAACGCUUUGUACAUGUGGGACUAUUCUGCACCAAGGCCCGAGCUACUGGGGUUUGAGGGUCAGUCGCAUAGCAUCCUUGCUGUUAAGCUCGCCGUCCCUCGUCCUGGAGUCUUUCUGCCGAACAUCAGACACGUCAUUGUCAUUGCAACGACUGCAGACAUAUUCCUGCUGGGACUCGGGACGGAAUCGGGUCCAGGCGGCUCAGCUGCUCUAUCUCUCUUCCAAACUGGUAUGUCGGUCUCUGUAAGAGGUCUCGACGUUAGCGUCAUCGCUUCCUCUGCAAAAACCGGGAGGAUUUUCUUUGGUGGCCGGACGGACAAUGAUAUAUACGAGCUCACAUAUCAGCAAGAGGAUCGGUGGUUUGCAAGUAAGUGUGCGAAGAUUUGUCACACUAGUGGUGCUGCCAAAUCUUUGACAUGGACGUUCAGCAGCUUUGCCCACGGACAGAGGGAGCAUGUGGAACAGAUCGUGGUGGAUGACAGUAGGGACCUGCUAUACACGCUCUCUUCCGCCUCGAAUAUUCGCGUAUUCCACAUCAAGCCGGAAGGGGGCCUACCUCUGUUGGUCACAAAACCCGCAUCCGAGAUCUACGAUAACAUUGGCCAUAUCAUCAACCAGAGCGAGUCCCUGAACAGCCGAGUCAAGAUUGUGUCCAUAUCAGCUCUUCCAGCCUCUGAAGCCUCAAGAUAUCACCUGGUAGCUGUUACGGCAAGUGGGUAUCGAAUAUACCUCAGUGCCAAAAGCGCCACCAGCUAUAGCUACGGGUCUUCAGCUAGGGCCGGUGCGCCUAUCAGUGUACAGGCGCAACAUGUCAAAGUACCGCCAGUAACCCCCAAUCCUGGUCAUUCGAGCACAUGGGGAACGGAUUCAGCCAGUGACGUCCAUCAACCCAUCAAGACGUUGACAACGACCCGCCUCGCUGCGCGGUACCCGCCGGGUUUUUUCUUUUGCUUCACAGCCAGGGACGCCAAUUCACCUACCGAUCAAUUGUUCAUUUCAGCCCCCGACGCCGGAAGACUACUGAGGAGCUCCGAACCUGGCCAGACGAGUCGAACUUCUGAAUCUGCAAUAUGGCUCUCACUGGGCAGUCGCGCGGAGGACAUUGGGUUGGUGACCCCAUACUCUGCUCCGAUCUCCAAUCCAAUCGGCUACGGGAACGACUUGGCUGUCCAAUUCGACAAGCCCAUUCCAGAAAUUGCCAUCUUGACGAAUACGGGCAUCCACAUCAUCCGAAGACGCCGCUUGGUGGACAUUUUUGCAGCUCUAAGCAGUCAGGGUGGUGGCCCCGAAGGCUUUCAGCACGAGGUCAGCAACCUGAUCCGGGCGUAUGGUAGGACGGAGACGCUGGCCACAGCACUUGCGGUCGCCUGUGGUCAGGGAGUUGAAGACACAGGCAGUGCUCAAUCGGUACGGGUUAAUGACCCAGAAGUCCUCGAGCUUGCUCGCAAGACCUUCAUCGAGUAUGGUGGCAAGCCAAGCAUCAAUCAGAACUCAAUCACGGACAGGUCUGUCCCCUUGAUCGAUGCUGUACGACCAUCGCCGCGCCAUGCGGCCAUUGCUUUGUACCUUUCACGCUUAUUGAGGUCGACGUGGAAGAACAUAAUUGCUGUGGAGUCAACUACACCGGCCGGCUUCCAGAUCAAUCCUGCUGUGCCUCUCAAAAAGCUACGGGACGUUCAAGAAUCGUUAUCUGCGCUUCAGCGCUUCUUCCAAACGAACAAGAGUUUCAUCAAAGGUCUCAGCGGGCCUGAUGAUCUUUCGGCGACCAGCACCAAGGACGACGAGAUCGCUCUGCAAGGGGAACACCGUGCCUUGCAUUCGUUGGUCAAGUUUACAUCGGACACCAUUGAAGGUCUCUCGUUUAUUCUGGUCUUAUUCGAAGAGAAGGUGGCGGAGAUAGUACCCCUGCUGCCGGAGGUCUCUAGACCGGAGAUGCUGAGGCUUACUUUUGAGGAGCUUUUCACGACGAAGAAAGGCUACGAACUUGCAAAAGAGCUCGUCAAAGCCAUUGUGAACCGCAACAUUGCCAAGGGGUCCAACGUGGAGACGGUGGCUGAAGCACUGCGCAGAAAAUGUGGCAGCUUCUGCAGUGCAGACGAUGUGGUGAUAUUCAAAGCACAAGAACAACUCAGACGAGCGGCUGAAGCAGGGGCCAACAAUGACUCUUCCCGGAAUCUUCUUAAUGAAAGCUUGAAGCUUUUCGAAAAGGUGGCUCACGGCCUGCCCCAUGACUACCUGGAAUCGGCCGUGAAACAAUACACGGAUCUGCAGUUCUUCGCUGGAGCCAUCCAACUUGUGCUUCGAGUGGCUCAUGAAAAGGAUAAGGCGAACGAAGCAUUAUCCUGGAUGGCGGAAGGUCGACCGGAGCCAGAUCCUCGGAAAGCAAAGUUUGAUCUCAGAAGUCAGUGCUACGACCUAAUACAUGCGGUUAUUGUCGCCGUGGAUAGGACGACAGAGCAAGGUCCGAGUUUUGUGGAUGGUCACCCAACGCUGGCCGCCACCAGGCGGAACGAAGCAUACGAUGUCAUCAGCCGGUCCAAAGAUGAGGCUUUUUUGACGAAUCUGUACGAUUGGUAUCUCCAGCAGGGAUGGUACGAUCGCCUGCUCGCGACCGAGUCUCCGUUUAUAGUGACUUACCUUCAACGCAAGUCAAGUGAGGACAUUCUUUACGCGGACCUGCUCUGGAAAUACUACAGCCAGACGAAUCAGUUCUCCGAGGCCGCCAAGAUCCAAUUGCAACUUGCCAGAAGUUCGUUUCCACUUUCACUCGAGAAGAGAAUCGAGUAUCUGAGCAGAGCCAGAGCCAAUGCCUCCACUUACACUCCAGGAGGCAGCCGCAAGACGAAACAGCAGAUACUGCAAGAAAUCACCGAACUCCUCGACAUUGCGACCAUCCAAGAUGAAGUUCUCCAGCGGUUGCGUGACGACUACCGACUGGGGCCCGAUCGGAGACAAGAAGUCCUCGAUCAAGUCAAUGGACAGAUCUUGGACAUUAACACGCUGUUCAACAACUACGCGGACAACGCUGGGUACUACGACCUUUGUCUCUUGAUCUACCAAGUUGCGGAUCACCGGGAUCCAGCCCAGAUCAAGCAGACCUGGCAACAGCUCCUCCAGUCGGUGCAUGACAAAGUCCAGGAAGAAGAGCAGAUCGAACCCUUUGAAGCCAUUGCCGACGAAGUCAGGAGUCUGGGCAGCAAAUUGCGUGUCUCGGAGACGACAUUUCCGGUUCAGACCUUGCUGCCUAUCCUGGAGAAAUAUUCUUUCGAACACCAGCGCACCGUGGCGCCUUCACACUGGGUCGUUGACAUCUUUUUGUCCUUGGAGAUCCCAUGUGAACGGCUUUUUGAGAUCUUGGAGAUGAUGUUUUUCUCCGGGGAUCCUCCGUUUGUGGGAUCGAAUCGAAAGUACAUUGCCUCGGAGUUGGUUUAUGUGGUUGGGAGAUGGUUCCACGAUUCCACAAGAGCAGGGUCUGUGAUUUUCGGGAGCGAAGUGGCGGCGACCAAGGUGCAAGAGACGAUGCAGGCCUUGUUGCAGCAUGGCAGAGCGGCAGGGCUGGACGAAGAUACAACGAGGGUGGCCAGGGAGGUUGUCGAGAGGAUCGGGCGACUUUUGGGGUGA